UUAUAAAAAAAAUGAGUUUACCACUAUCAGAGCAUUAACUGAUAUAUGCAUGUACGUUGCACAACUUUCUUAACAUAUAAUUGCACUAAAAUGUACUUAAUUUCCCCCUUUCUCCCAAUGUAGAGCUGAAACAAAAAGCCCCUGUAAAACUUAGUUGACAUUCAGUUCAUCUGAAAUAGGGUGAAUAGCAAUGGAAAUAGAAAAUGAGCAGACAGAAAACAUCAGUUCCACAGAAUUAGAUAAUUUGAGUGAUACUCCAUUUUCUGGUGAUGAGGAAAAUGCUGGGAGUGAAGAAAUAAAAACUGAAAUCAAUGGUAACUGGAUCCCUGCAACAUCUAUUAAUGAAGCGAAAAUCAAUGCUAGAGCAAAGAGGAGGCUGAGAAAAAAUUCCUCUAGAGACUCUGGAAGAGGUGACUCAGUGAGUGAUAAUGGAGAACCACCGAAAAGUGGAGUCAUUGUGCCAACAAGUCCAAAGGGAAAGUAUUUGGACAGGCGAUCUCGUUCUGGAAAGGGAAGGGGCUUACCAAAGAAAGGUGGUGCAGGAGGCAAAGGUGUGUGGGGACCACCUGGGCAAGUAUAUGAUUUGGAUGAAGUGGAUAUUAAAGAUCCCAACUAUGAUGAUGACCAGGAUAACUGUGUCUAUGAAACUGUCGUCCUGCCUUUGGAUGAAAGAGCAUUUAACAAAACGCUAACACCAAUUAUUCAGGAAUAUUUUGAACAUGGGGAUACUAAUGAAGUUGCGGAGAUGCUGAAAGAGCUUAAUCUUGGGGAAAUGAAGUACAGUGUACCAGUGUUGGCUGUAUCAUUAGCAUUAGAGGGGAAGGCUAGUCACAGAGAGAUGACCUCUAAACUUCUUGCUGACUUGUAUGGGACAAUAUUCAGCAGACAGGAUGUGGAAAAAUCAUUUGACCGGCUUCUUAGAGAUCUGCCAGAAUUAGUACUGGAUACUCCCAGAGCACCACAGUUGGUGGGUCAGUUUAUAGCAAGAGCAGUUGGAGAUGGGAUUCUGUACAGUAGUUACAUAGACGGAUACAGAGGCACUGUGGACUGUGUCCAUGCACGGGCUGCCCUGGAUCGAGCUACUGUAUUGCUAAGUAUGACCAAAGGUGGGAAACGUGUAGACAAUGUUUGGGGAUCAGGAGGUGGGCAACAGUCUGUCAACCAUCUUGUUAAAGAGAUUGAUAUGCUGUUAAAAGAAUACCUUCUUUCUGGAGAUGUUUCUGAAGCAGAACGUUGUCUUCAGGAGUUAGAAGUACCCCAUUUUCACCAUGAACUUGUUUAUGAAGCAGUUGUGAUGGUUUUAGAAUCAACUGGAGACACAAAUUUUAAAAUGAUGCUCGAUUUGUUGAAAUCCCUCUGGAGAUCUGCUGUCAUUACCACGGACCAAAUGAAAAGAGGUUAUGAACGAAUUUACCGUGAAAUACCAGACAUCAAUCUUGAUGUGCCACAUUCGUACUCUGUGCUUGAACGGUUUGUAGAGGAAUGCUUUAGUGCAGGAAUAAUAUCGAAACCAUUAAGAGAUCUCUGUCCUUCCAGGUUGGCAGCUGCCUUAUUUUCUUGCCCUGCAGUGCAGGUUAUCCUAGAAGCAAGAAUGGGGUUUGACAGCUGGGAACCUCCAACCCAAACUUCUAAGGAUGUUAAAUUUCCAUCUAUAUACGAAGCUAUGCUUUGGAACUAAAUGACUUCUGAAGAUCACUACACAGCUUGUGUUCUCAUACUGCUUCUCUGUGCUCUCAGGCUUAAAUAUAUUGCCAGACUUCUCCUGAGCUAUAUUUUCUUUUGUUUUCUUUUCACUUGUGUAAGAAUGGUGGAGAACAGAAGAAAUUGCAGUUGUUAAAUCACUUUAAUUUAUAUAAUGUGACUGAAACAUUGUUUGAUUAUUCUUAGAUUUCUGCAAAGUAAAACAAAAUGAUUUUCAAGCAAAACUAAUUUUGACAGAAGUUGAUUUUCUCAUUUCUAUAUGGUUAUGGAUGAAAGUGCUAAUCACGGCUAAUUCUGGAAUUUCAUUCUUAGGCUUAAAGGUGCAGGGCUUGUCCUUUUGCAUCUUCCUUACUCAUGCUAUUAUAUCUUUUCAUUGUGGUCUCUGUGCAUUACAUAUAUUUAUGACUUUGCAAAGCUUUUCUUUGGAAUAUUCUUGACCUAAGCUUUUAGUUGCAAAACUCCAUCAGUUUUUCUGUUCCUAAUGUACUAAGAGCAAACAAAACUAACUUAACUACACAACUUUUUGCUUGUAGAAUUUUAUUUUUAUUAGUGGUGAACUCCCACUGUCAAUAAAACCAAUGAAGAUUAGAGGAGAUACUGAAAACAUAUUGUGUAUUUAA
Sceloporus undulatus (fence lizard) is the source of this 2321-nucleotide messenger RNA. RefSeq names its product programmed cell death 4 (gene PDCD4). Gene Ontology annotation, cellular component: nucleus; cytosol. The transcript is spliced from 11 exons. NCBI's taxonomy places the organism in Eukaryota, Metazoa, Chordata, Lepidosauria, Squamata, Phrynosomatidae. Gene Ontology annotation, biological process: negative regulation of DNA-templated transcription. Bases 191 to 1678 code for a protein of 495 amino acids. The record is from RefSeq and is a predicted model, not a curated record.